ACGAGUCCUACAUUUGAUAUGUGAUUAAUUAAGGUUAUGUGUUUAUCCAUUUGUCUAAUGUCAGUGGUAUUUUUGUUCAUGGAUAUUGUUAUUAGUCAUCAGCUAUUUUGUUAAUUUUAAUUAAAGUUCUGAUAGUUGAGAAUGCGAAAUGUCUAUACUUGCUCUUCAGGAGAAUGCCAAAAAGGCAAUGCAACAAUUGUCCUAUUUCACUAACGAAGAAUUAGACGAAGUACUAAACAAUGAUGAGAAGCUUUUGGAGAUUAUUGGAAAUAUGGAAAAUUCCUGUCUAAAAAGUUUAGAAGAGGAAAAGGAAAAAAUUAUAGAGCAGAACAAGUCUUUGGCAGAAUUAAACCUGUCCAAAGAGCCAGAAUUGGUGGAAGGAAGGGAAAAAUUGAACUCCUUAUAUGAUGAAGUUGAAAGAUUGACGAAAGGGUUAGAUGACAAAACUACAGAGCUCAGAAGCAAAGGAGGCGACAUUUCCUUAGAAACAGCGCUUGCUUUACUGCAAACAGCAGCCAGUGAAAUGGAGGAGGAAUCAGAUCAAUGUGCGAAAAGGUUCUUAGAUAAUGAGAUUGAACUUGAUAGUUUUCUGGACGAGUUUCAAACAAAACGAAAAUUGAUGCAUACCCGAUUAGUCAAAGCGGACAAAUUGGCUAAAAUAUUGCAAAGAGGUGAUCCAUCCAUAGGGCUGGGAAUGCCCAAUUAUAUAAAUGCGCCUCCAGUUAAUAUAAAUAGAGGAUUCUUUCCGGGGGUAGUUUCUCCAGGUUCUCCGCCAGUGGGUGGCGUGCCUUAUCCAACCGGGCCUCUGAAUAUGCCUUUACCUCCUCUUGGAAUGAACUUUCCUCAGAAUCAUUAUUGAAAAAUUCUAUAUUAAACAACUUUUCAUUUUUAUCGCGCAAAAUAAAGUGUCUAAAAAACUGAUUAAAGGGACUAGAGAUAAGUCGUUGCUUAUGUACUGUAGAGCAAUGUAAAUCGAAUAGUUGUGAAGAAAAUUUGAUCAGCAUAUUUUGGACACUGCGCGUUUGUUAUUGAAUGCAUAUUUUUAUGAAAGAGAUUUACCUACUUUAUAGAAUCACUAUGAAUAAAUUGUAGAUAAUAUUCAAUUAACAUUAUUCACUUAGAAGCCAUGUUAGGAUAUAUGUUCCGUAUUAAAAAGUAAAAUAGAUUUUAAUGUUGGUUGCAUAACUUCAAACAAUAAUAUAUGCAUAUGUAACAUUUGUUGGUAUUUUGUAAAUUCUUGCCUGUGAUUUCACUAAAAUCCUAUUUUCACUUUUCUACAUGAAUCAUUUUAAAUCGGCAACUUGAAAAUAAGAACUAAUUAGCAAUUAAAUCAAAUUAGUCCUAAACAAAUAUUUAUUUACAGAAUUAAUAUAGUACAUUACACAGUC
Dendroctonus ponderosae (mountain pine beetle) is the source of this 1388-nucleotide messenger RNA. RefSeq names its product vacuolar protein sorting-associated protein 37B (gene Vps37B). The record is from RefSeq and is a predicted model, not a curated record. Lineage: Eukaryota; Metazoa; Arthropoda; Insecta; Coleoptera; Curculionidae. The transcript is spliced from 3 exons. Bases 149 to 859 code for a protein of 236 amino acids. Gene Ontology annotation, cellular component: ESCRT I complex. Gene Ontology annotation, biological process: protein targeting to membrane; ubiquitin-dependent protein catabolic process via the multivesicular body sorting pathway; protein targeting to vacuole.